This is a messenger RNA of Hevea brasiliensis (rubber tree), 2030 nucleotides long. Its product is annotated as probable lysophospholipase BODYGUARD 3. Lineage: Eukaryota; Viridiplantae; Streptophyta; Magnoliopsida; Malpighiales; Euphorbiaceae. The transcript is spliced from 4 exons. The record is from RefSeq and is a predicted model, not a curated record. Bases 279 to 1703 code for a protein of 474 amino acids.
CCACACGCUUUCGUCAAUUCGUGAUUCACAUUUGGUAGGGGUCAAGAAUUAAGUACUGUAAUAUUUCCACGACCAUUUUCAGCAGGUGUAAAUCAAGAAUCAUGCCCAAACCUUUUAGUUUGGCUUUUCCUCUAUUGUUUACAUAUUUUCAGUGCCUUGUUCCGAACCCGUUUAAGUAAUGAGGCCUAGUUAACAUUGCCUUUAUAGCUUUCUUCGUCUCGCUCUCAUUCUUCUUAUUUCUAUCCUUUCUUCGUCACUUUAGCUGGGAACUAGUGAGAAUGGGUGUAAUUGGCAAAACCAGAAUGGUUUUGCCAUUAACAUGUAGAGCCAUACAUGAGGCUUUGAGCUUCAUUGUCUUCUCUUUUCUUGAUCUUCUUGAUUUCGUUCUGUGUUUUGCAUACAAAAUAGCAGAUUUCCUCAUUGAAGCAGAAUGGAAGCCCUGUUAUUGCACCUCAGCUAAAGAAGCCAUCACUAGCUGUGGCAAAAUCUUGGUCUCUGAGCAAGGUGAGUCCAAGGUUGUAUGCCUCAGUUCUAGCAAGUUAGAGCUAGAGGAAAUCUCAGACACUCUUUAUGCCCGCCCUUCUCUACUUUCUGAAGUUUCGAAAUUAACUGUUAAUGAGCUAGAACGAAUCAAAAAGAACCUUUUACGAACUUGCGAGAAGACGAAGAAAGGAACGGUGAGAUCCACAUUCACUAUUAACUCCACCAUUGUUGAAAUGCUUCAAGGAAAGAUUGAAGGGCAGCAAACACAUCCCAUCCCAAGAUGGUCUGAUUGUGAUUGCAAACAUUGCACUAGUUGGACCACCUCUAGCCAAGAAACUCUAUUUGUUAAAGCUGAAGGCGCAAAAGAUAAGGCAAAAGAAGACGUCCUCUUCAUCCAUGGAUUUAUUUCAUCAUCAGCAUUUUGGACAGAAACCGCAUUUCCCAACUUCUCGGAUGCUGCUAAAGCAAGCUACCGAUUCUUUGCUGUGGAUUUGCUAGGGUUCGGGAGGAGUCCAAAGCCAACUGACUCGCUUUACACACUUAGAGAGCAUUUGGAGAUGAUUGAAAGAUCUGUGAUCGAACCUUACAAUGUUAAAUCCUUCCACAUAGUGGCUCAUUCUUUAGGCUGCAUUUUGGCCCUAGCACUUGCAGUAAAACACCCUGGAUCUGUCAACUCCCUUACUCUCCUUGCACCACCAUAUUAUCCCGUUCCAAGAGGGUUACAAGCAACACAAUACGUCAUGAGAAUGGUAGCUCCAAGGCGCAUGUGGCCACCGAUUGCAUUUGGUGCGUCGAUUGCUUGCUGGUAUGAGCACAUAAGCCGGACAAUUUGUCUACUUAUAUGCAAGAACCAUAGGCUGUGGGAAUUUCUUGCCAAACUUGUCACAAGAAACAGGAUUAGGACAUUCUUGCUUGAAGGAUUCUUUAGUCAUACCCACAACGCAGCAUGGCAUACCCUACACAAUAUUAUCUGUGGAACCGCCAGCAAGCUCGACGGCUACCUGGACGCCGUCCGUGACCACCUUAAAUGUGAUGUCAAUAUCUUCCAUGGGAGAAAUGAUGAGCUUAUUCCUGUUGAAUGUAGUUACAAUGUACAAAAAAGAGUUCCUCGUGCUCAUGUUAAGGUGAUGGAGAAUAAAGAUCACAUUACUAUUAUUGUUGGUAGGCAAAAGGCCUUCGCUAGGGAACUAGAAGAAAUUUGGAGUAGAUCGAGUGGUUAGGACUCUACUAUUUUGUGCAUGCCCUAGAUACAAGUCACCAUAUACAUAUAUAUCUUGCUGAACUGAAUACUGGCAGGUUUUCUUCUGCUUGUCCAAGUGUGAAAUCUCAACUAGGCAAUUACCCACCAUUAUUAGUGGGGUAAGAAAUGCUUGAUUAUUUAUAAACCCAUGUGAUUUCAUAAGAAAAUGAAAUGGAAAUCCUAGAUGUUGAAUGUGUGGUACAUGCACAUCUGCAUGUGCUAUUAUAUUUCUUUCUUCUUAGUUUUCCUAAUACCUUCUAUUUGUUUGGAAAAUUGUAAUAAAUUCCUGCCCCUUAAUUAGAUGAAG